Messenger RNA from Tachysurus vachellii, 791 nucleotides. Its product is annotated as type-2 ice-structuring protein-like. The coding region runs from base 100 to 630 and encodes 176 amino acids. The record is from RefSeq and is a predicted model, not a curated record. Lineage: Eukaryota; Metazoa; Chordata; Actinopteri; Siluriformes; Bagridae. Gene Ontology annotation, molecular function: signaling receptor activity. The transcript is spliced from 8 exons.
GUUCCUGACAGUAUCACUAUAUAAGCAUCAUCACUUACCUUCAUUUGUUACAUCAAGCGAGUAAAACCUCCUGAUUAGAUUUCGUGAAAACAAAGAACUAUGGCUUCUCAGACCAAAGUGGUGAUGCUUCUUAUUCUCGCCACAGCAGGAGCAGCUUUGGCUGUGGCGAACGCAUCAUCAGAAGCUGAUCCUGACAUGGAAGAUCAGGCAGUAAUGAUUGCAUUUUCUAUCAAAUGCCCAAUUGGAUGGUUCUACUAUUAUGGUCGAUGCUACAUGUACAACGGCGUCAGACUGGAUUGGGUUUCUGCAGAGACAUUCUGCCAGAAUUUUGAUGCACACUUGGUCUCAAUACACAGCGAGAAUGAAUAUAAGCAGAUAAAGGCUCUUAUCCGUAGUUUUGACCCCAUGGAGAAUGCAGCAUACAUCGGCCUCAGUGACUGUCAGAAGGCUUAUCAAUUCUUUUGGUCUGAUGGCACCAAACUGGGUUUCACCAAGUGGAAUUCAGGACAACCAGAUAAUCGUAAUAACAUAGAGCGCUGUGUGCAUAUUAACUAUGAUACCGCUAAAAACUGGAAUGAUAUUCCUUGUGACCAGCGCUAUGCCUCUGUGUGUGCCAAGGAAAGUCGCUGAAAAGCUUCCUACUGCAUCUCAUCAAAUAUAAUACUUUUAUAUUUUUCUGUGUCACUGAUGCAUUUAUAAAAUGAUUCUGUGGCAGACUUCAAUAACUUCAGCAAUAAAAAAUCUAAAAAAAAAUAAAUAUAUGUAAAGAAAUAAAAAUAAAUUUUAAUAAA